Molecule: messenger RNA, 1903 nt
Organism: Mercurialis annua (annual mercury)
Lineage: Eukaryota; Viridiplantae; Streptophyta; Magnoliopsida; Malpighiales; Euphorbiaceae
Product: UDP-glucuronic acid decarboxylase 2-like
Exons: 6
Coding region: 268-1587 (439 amino acids)
Biological process (GO): D-xylose metabolic process
Cellular component (GO): cytoplasm
Molecular function (GO): NAD+ binding; UDP-glucuronate decarboxylase activity
Source: RefSeq, a predicted model, not a curated record
AAACAAAGAAGCAAAACAAAAAACAAAAAUAUGGCAUUUCCGUAAUUAACAACUAAAACGAAACCUUUUUUCACAGUCCAAUUCCUUUUAAAUACAAAUCGAAAUUGCCACCUCUCACCUAAACCGCAACUAGCCCGUAUCCGGUGACCCUCUGUUCUUACGGGCGAGCGAGUCCAUCUCACAAACAAAAAAAUUACAAUCCACAAAAAUUCAUAAAAACAAGAAUCUUGAUCUGAUAAAUUUUUGAGUGCAAAAAUUUGAGUUUUAAUGGCGUCGGAAUUAAUAUUCAGAGGCCACGAUGACGAGGCACAUCACACGGCUGACAAUUACUCACCAAAACCAUCGAAACGGUGGCUGUCCGUCCCCCGUCCGAUCAACUACGUGCUCCGGGAGCAGCGUCUCGUGUUUGUCCUCGUCGGCAUUGCUAUCGCUACGCUUUUCUUCACCGUCAUCCCUUCAACGUCAUCACCAGGUGCUGCACUACCAUACGCCAGCUACGAACGCCACGAUGCGAUCUCGUAUUUCGAUUCAGUGCCAGCUAGACAAAAAUAUUACGAGCCAUUAUUGACCGGGUCAAUGAAUUCAGGCGGCAAGAUUCCGUUGGGAUUAAAACGGAAAGGGUUAAGAAUCGUGGUAACGGGCGGGGCGGGGUUCGUCGGGUCGCAUUUAGUGGACCGGUUGAUUGAACGAGGCGACAGUGUGAUAGUAGUGGAUAAUUUUUUCACCGGAAGAAAAGAGAACGUGAUGCACCAUUUUAAAAACCCGAGAUUCGAGCUAAUCCGACACGACGUCGUUGAGCCGCUAUUACUGGAGGUUGACCAGAUCUAUCACUUGGCUUGCCCUGCAUCGCCGGUUCAUUAUAAGUUUAACCCGGUCAAAACCAUUAAAACCAAUGUGGUAGGGACUUUGAAUAUGUUAGGGUUAGCUAAACGAGUCGGUGCUAAAUUCUUGCUGACCAGUACCAGUGAGGUUUACGGUGAUCCGUUACAGCAUCCUCAGGUCGAGACCUACUGGGGCAACGUUAAUCCAAUCGGUGUCCGAAGUUGCUACGAUGAGGGAAAAAGGACAGCUGAGACAUUGACAAUGGAUUAUCACAGAGGAGCAGGUGUUGAGGUAAGAAUUGCUAGAAUUUUCAACACUUAUGGGCCCCGUAUGUGCAUUGACGACGGCCGUGUCGUUAGUAACUUUGUUGCUCAGGCACUGAGGAAGGAACCUUUGACUGUUUAUGGUGAUGGGAAGCAGACAAGAAGUUUCCAAUUUGUUUCUGAUUUGGUUGAAGGUCUGAUGCGCCUUAUGGAAGGUGAACACGUGGGACCUUUCAACCUUGGUAAUCCUGGUGAAUUCACCAUGAUUGAGCUUGCCCAGGUGGUCCAAGAAACCAUUGAUCCAAAUGCAAAAAUUGAGUUCAGGCCAAACACAGAAGAUGACCCACACAAGAGAAAACCUGAUAUUACAAAGGCAAAGGACCAACUUGGUUGGGAACCCAAGAUAUCCCUCAGGAAGGGUCUUCCAUUAAUGGUUUCAGAUUUCAGGCAACGUAUUUUUGGUGACCACAAGGAAGAUAGCAGCACCGUGUCAACGGCUUAAGUUGGCAUUUUCGUCUUUUUGUUUUACUCGAGCAGCAGCAGAAAAGAUAGAUAAUUAUUUGGUAGAUAACCAAUGUCUUUGCUCUUAUCACAUCAACAAUUUAGUUAUGGCGGCGACAGCAGUAGAUAGCUAAUUGAAGCUCCUUUAUUCUACAGAAAUCGAUACGAAGGUGUUCCUUUAGCAUUUCGCAGUCAGCUUCAUAUUUUCAAUGUUUGAUUUUAUUUUAAUUUUCUUUUUGAAGGAUAAUAGACAGCGAGCCUUGCAAUUAAAGUUACUUCUACUCUAAUUUUGAUGCAAAUGGUAUGUUUACUGUUCA